Gaeumannomyces tritici R3-111a-1 is the source of this 4660-nucleotide messenger RNA. Its product is annotated as CAMK/CAMKL/KIN1 protein kinase. Gene Ontology annotation, cellular component: cytoplasm. The record is from RefSeq and is a predicted model, not a curated record. The transcript is spliced from 3 exons. Lineage: Eukaryota; Fungi; Ascomycota; Sordariomycetes; Magnaporthales; Magnaporthaceae. Gene Ontology annotation, molecular function: tau-protein kinase activity; protein serine/threonine kinase activity; ATP binding. Gene Ontology annotation, biological process: protein phosphorylation; intracellular signal transduction; microtubule cytoskeleton organization. The coding region runs from base 714 to 3878 and encodes 1054 amino acids.
GUUCUGGUUUGUCUUGGCGGUCGAGCUUGGGCGCACAACCGUUUUGGGGCGGGCAUUGACGUCCAUCCCACCAGCACAUGCACCAUUACCGCUUCCACAACUCGCACAGCUCCCGCAACCACCACAACUCAACCACCACCGCCAUUGCUCACUCCUGUUGGAGCCGUCGGGACAUCAGACCUGGGCUUCGCAGGAACAGGCGUGGCGACGCGGGUGAGGCCCAUCCGUGUGGUGCACGCUGCGCAGUAACCCAGCCCGCAGCCGUUGUGGUCCCCAUCGUGGUCCCUAGCCCCAGCCGCGGGCCUUUCAAUUUUGCAUUCGUUUUGGCUUCCCCACUGCUCCCGCCGCUAGCAGGCUCGCUCCAGGGUGUGACUGGUUGUACCACAAAAGCCACCAGCUGCCGUCGUUUCCGCCUGGCUCCCCUAUUCCCUGCCCGCCGUACCGGCCUUUCUCGUUGGGGGGUUUAGAGAAGCCUGUCGGCCGUGAUAAGGGCACCACCGUUGCCAAUCAAAAUCUCCAUCCCCUCCCCGUCCCCGUCCCAGGGCGUCGUGCGCUCUGUGGUCGUCGCUCCAAUACCAGACCUGCCUAACCCACCUAGGCAGAGUCCUCGCACCAGCAUCGGCCACCCCCCGUCGCCGCGUCGCCGUCAUUUCGCGCCCAAGAGACUUGGGUGAAAAAAAGAAGAGGAAUAGAAUAGUAAUAACCGCCGCGAAAUGACAACCGCGGUCUCGGGCAGCGUCGUCGAGCCACCGCAUCCCGCCUCGCCAGGAGAGCGAGCCCACGCCUACCCGUCCGUCUCGAGAUCGCAGUCGACACGCACUGCGCGGCCUUCGACAGCCCAACAAGCACAUCGGGCCGCAUCCCAUUCGCAUUCGCACAACCAUUCAGCCAGCAUGUCUAGCCGUCCCUCCUCGUCCACCCGCCCCGUGCAGGACGUGCUUCCCCAGCAUGAUUACGAAACGACGAAUGUCGCUCAGAAACGGAGCUCAAGCAACGAUCGCCACCAGCCGUCGUCGGCGAGGGCCGAGUCGGGCACCAGGCAUCACCACCGCACCCCGAGCCAAAGAUCUGCCGCCAACGGCACUGCCGACAUGCCUCCUCCUCCCUCUUCCGACCAGAGGUCUCGCAAACCGCGCACCAUCAUCCCCGCCCAGUCUGGCAAAUGGAGCCUGGGCAAGACAAUCGGGGCUGGCAGCAUGGGCAAAGUCAAGCUCGCCAGGAAGGAGGACGGUUCCGAACAGGUCGCAUGCAAGAUCAUUCCCAGGGUCACCCCUGACGAUGGCCACACACCUCGCGCAGAGCGGGAAAGGGCAGACCUGUCCAAGGAAGUCCGAACGGCUCGCGAGGCCGCCAUCGUGACACUCCUAAGCCACCCUCAUAUCUGCGGCCUACGCGAUGUCGUCCGAACCAACUACCAUUGGUACAUGCUCUUCGAAUACGUCAACGGCGGCCAGAUGCUCGACUAUAUCAUCUCGCACGGCAAGCUCAAGGAGAAGCAGGCCAGGAAGUUCAGCAGACAGAUCGCGAGCGCUCUCGACUACUGCCAUCGCAACAGCAUUGUCCACAGAGAUCUCAAGAUUGAGAACAUACUCAUCAGCAAGACGGGUGAUAUCAAGAUCAUCGACUUCGGCCUCAGCAACCUCUUCUCCCCGCGUAACCACCUUAAGACCUUCUGCGGUAGUCUAUACUUCGCCGCCCCUGAGCUCUUGCAGGCGCGGCCGUAUCAGGGCCCGGAAGUUGAUGUCUGGAGUUUCGGGAUUGUGCUCUAUGUCCUGGUGUGCGGAAAAGUCCCGUUCGACGACCAGAACAUGCCUGCCCUUCACGCCAAGAUCAAGAAGGGAAUCGUCGACUACCCCAACUGGCUUUCCACCGAAUGUAGGCACCUUCUCUCUCGAAUGCUCGUCACGGAUCCGAAACAGCGCGCCACGAUGGCCGAGGUCAUGUCACAUGCCUGGAUGACCAAGGGCUACAGUGGCGCGCCUGAGAACUACCUGCCGCACAGGGAGCCUCUCACACUUCCCCUAGACCAGGAGGUUGUCAACGGAAUGACAGGUUUUAGCUUCGGGCCGCCAGAGGUGAUCAAGGCCCAGCUUACACGGAUUAUCGAGUCCGAGGACUACCAACGCUCGGUGCGGGUGCUCGCGCGGGAGAAGGAGAUGCAGCAGCCUCCCAGAGAGCAGGAGAAGAAGCGCGGGUUUGGCUUUUACAGGCGACGGAACUCAUUCAGUAGUAAGGAUACUCUGACCACGCCGAGUUCCGAGGGUUUGCAGCUGGGUAACGACCCACUCAACGCUUUCAACCCGCUUGUAUCGGUGUAUUAUCUUGUUCGGGAGAGGCAAGAACGAAACAGUCUUGAUCGACGGACCGUGGUCAGCUCUGCCCCCAAGAAGGACCAGGUUCCAGAGAUAGUGCCACCUCAGGAGGCGCACACCAACUCGUCUGCCUACGAGAUGCCUGGAGAGAAGGCUACCGGCGGACGCACUCGGCCGCGGGCCCGGACUCAUGGCGAAGAUGACGCCCCCGAAUCCGUCAAGGCUGCCCAGCCCUCGCUCACCACGGCCAUUCCUCCCGAGUCGCGGCUUGAGCCGCCCAAGAAGGAAAGCACGGCUGCCGGGUUGCUGCGCCGCUUUAGCACUAGGAGAAAGAAGGACUACGAACGGCCCGAGAAGGACCGCUCGCACCCGCCGGUUGUCCAGGUCCACUCGCCGGUUGUCCAGGUCUACUCGCCGGGCGAAUCACCAUCUUCAUCAGGCAUGCGAAAAAGCUUCAGUAUCAGACGUGGUCGGCGCGAACGCGAGGACCAUGCAUCCGACUCGCAAACCCUCAGGGCUGGCAGCAGCCAGCCGCAGCACAGCGACCUGCUCAGUCCUCCUCUGUCGGCCGGUGCGAAUGUCACUGGGUUUAGGAAGGGACUAGGCCGGUCCGCCAGCGUGAACUCUGGUGAGUUUGGUCGUCGGAGGGCGAUGGGAUCAAGGUCCAAGGACCCUCCACCGACUAGCGGCUCGGACCACUCGACUAUUCACGAGAAGCCGCAGGCCGAACAGCAGAGCAAUCAGCUACAAGCCUCGGGACAACAGAACAACAUGGCGAUGCGGGCCAAGUCGCUUGGACAUGCCCGGCGCGAGAGCAUCCAGGCCAGGCGGCAGCGGCGUGAGGCCGAACGGGGCCGCGAGGCUAACGUCCCUGAAGAGACGGACGCCGAGGUGAAUGGGGCCGGCGAUGGCGGAUCAGAAGAGCGCGUCACCGAUUUUGAUCUGGAUAAGCCUGUAUAUCUCAAAGGCCUCUUCAGCGUGUCGACGACGUCGGGCAAGCCGGUGCGUGAGAUACGCAACGAGAUCAAGAGGGUGCUGCGGCAACUGGGCGUCGAUUACACGGAGAUCAAGGGUGGCUUCAACUGCAGGCAUUCUCCCAGCAUUGACCUUGAGAAGGUGUCAAUGGACCUGCCGACCAGCCCGGCAGCGCAGACGCCUGGUGGGACGCACAGACGGCGGUUCAGCUUCGGCCUGCGCGGAAGCGAUAAUAGGGAGGACGUGCGGGAUGCGCUGGAAAGGGUUCCACCCACGCCGCGGACGCCAGGCAGGGGCGGCCAUGGCAGCCACCAGCGCAGCGACUCGAGCUCCGAGAUAUCCGACGACAGCGAGGCGGUACGGGCGGACAACGGCGAGUCGUCGUCGCGCAAGAUGGUAUCGCAACCGGCUGGCGAGACGAGGACGCACGUGCGGAGCGACAUGGGAGGGAACCUGGUGCUCGAGUUCGAGAUUUUUAUCGUCAAGGUGCCGAUGAUCUCGCUCCACGGAAUCCAGUUCAAGAGGCUGAGUGGAAACACUUGGCCUUACAAGAACAUGGCGGACCAGAUUCUGAAGGAGCUGAAAUUGUAGUGUUAAUACUCUAUAUCGUGUUUCUCCUUUCCACCCUUGGUGUUUUCGUUUUCGUCUCUUAUGUCUCGCACCGCUCGCUCCAUCAUCACGCCGCAGCCAUUGCAAGAUUGGCUUUAUCAUUUCUUAGCACCUCCACCAUUCCAAGCCCACGUCUCUGUCCGUCUCCGGCAAACCCAUCUUCCUAGGCGCCUUUGUUGGACUAUAUCUUGUCUUAUUCUAUCUUCUUCCUUUUCUUCUCGGUUGAGUCGUAAACGAGGUUUGGUUUCUCGUCCUGUUGACGUUCCGCAAAGCUUGUAUUUUAUUCGCUGGAGCUCACGCGGCUGGCCGUCUGACCACAAAGUCUCGGGUCUUCAUCGAUGCGAAGCAUUUGCGUGCCGGUUUUGUAUCAGCCUGUUGCCAGUUGCCCUUUCAUCUUUGUAUACUUGUGGCUUUCGCCUUGUUUCCUAUUAUUUCUUUUCCCCAUAAUUUGGUUGUCCCAGAGGUUCAAAACGUAAUACACAAAAAUGGUUCUAAUGCACAAGGGCGGAUCUUUAACAUUUUUCUUCUUCAUUUUCUCUUUUCCCCAUUUUCGGAUCUGCAAUGACGAAGUCGAAGAAGCCCUAGCUGGAUGUGACAGGAGCGACACCACAUCCAUCACGUCACAACAGCGACGGUCUAGUGUCGUCACUCUAGUUGCCAGGAUGGAGGAUAGUCGUAUAUCAGCAAAAUAUUGACACGGCCUGAGGUUAAUGAUUGAUAUGGAGGUUGCGUGGGUCACUGCACUUUAUGGGUGGGUGGGUGAG